Lachancea fermentati is the source of this 1782-nucleotide messenger RNA. The record is from the annotation of a GenBank genome assembly. Lineage: Eukaryota; Fungi; Ascomycota; Saccharomycetes; Saccharomycetales; Saccharomycetaceae.
AUGGGCGCUCUCAAUAGUUCUACCCCAGUCUCAGAUGUUGUAUCGUCUUCGAAAGCAAGUCGCCGUGGUUCUACUGCAUUGCCCAAUGUUGUAGUUGAGAAUUCCCCCGGCAAGCAAGUGGUGGACAUUGUGUCGCGUCAUUUGGUGCAGCCUUCUGAUGAGCAAAUGUCUGCCUCAUUCAACUCGCUGCAGUUACAAGGUGGUGAUAUCACGCGUGAACUGUAUCGCUGGCAAGAUCAAAACGUGGACGUCUCAGAUAUUGCUUCUGCUCGUGGCGAUCCGACACGGCGUCGUAGAUCGAUGAGCUUUACGAACAGUGUCACAUCGCAUGGGUCACUCAACCCUCCAGAGAUGAGUGCCGACGAAAUACGAGCACCCCAAGGCUUUAGAAGAAGCUUCAUUGUACAGAAGAGAAUGCAAGAAAACCGUGAAAUGCCGAAUUUCAUGGCUCGUAACUUCAUCGAAUUCUUGACCUUGUAUGGGCAUUUUGCGGGUCAAGACCUUAGCGACGAUGAAGAUGAAGAAGAAGAAGUAGAGGAUGAAGAGUCAGCAUUGCUUUCGGAAAGAAUCCCUCGCCGUAAGCACCGGAAACCACAUGAAGCCUCUGUAUUUAAGGCUGUGCUUCUUUUACUCAAAGCAUUUGUUGGUACCGGAGUACUUUUUUUGCCCCGCGCAUUUCACAAUGGUGGCUGGGCCUUUUCCACGGUAUGUUUGUUGUUCUGCGGCGUGGUCUCGUUUUAUUGUUUCCUCUUGUUAAUCAAUACCAAGGACAAACUGCAUGUGAAUGGUUACGGUGAUCUUGGAGCAGCCAUUUAUGGACCCACGAUGCGGUAUGCGAUUCUCGGAUCAGUUGUUUUGUCGCAAAUUGGUUUUGUCGCUGCUUAUGCAGUGUUCACAGCCACGAAUCUUCAAGUUUUCUUUGCCAAUGUGUUCAAUUGGAAUUUUCCCAUGUCUACCUGGCUACUUGCCCAACUUUUGUUUUAUAUUCCAUUAUCGUUAACCAGAAGUAUCGCCAAACUGAGUAGCACGGCACUUCUUGCGGACCUUUUCAUUGUCCUGGGUCUCCUGUACGUUUACUACUAUUCAGGUCAAUAUGUGGUUCAACAUGGUAUUGCUGCUGAGACUAUGCUAGCAAUGAAUAAGGAUGAUUGGACACUGUUCAUUGGAACCGCCAUUUUUACUUAUGAAGGUAUUGGAUUGCUAAUUCCAAUUCAGGAAUCGAUGAAACAGCCUGAGAAAUUCUCGAAAUGCUUACUAGGUGUUAUGUUGGGGGUAUCUGUUGCCUUCAUUUCUUGUGGGCUACUGUGCUAUUCUGCAUUUGGAAGCUCAGUCAAAACUGUCAUUUUACUCAAUUUCCCGGAGGACUCAAUUCUCACUGCAUCAGUGGAGCUUCUAUAUGCUUUAGCAAUCAUGCUCUCUACACCACUUCAACUGUUUCCCACCAUUAGAAUCUUGGAGACAUCGCUUUUCCCCAAAAAUGCUUCGGGCAAGCAUAACCCUCGUGUCAAGUGGAUGAAGAAUUAUUUCCGUGUUGCUAUCGUCUUGGCCAAUAUGUUCAUUGCUUGGAUCGGUGCUAAUGACCUUGACAAAUUUGUCUCUCUAGUGGGUAGCUUUGCAUGCAUUCCUCUUAUUUAUAUCUAUCCUCCACUACUACAUUACAAGGCCUUUUCUCAUGGCGGCGCGAGCAAGUUACACCUAGUGCUUGAUCAAUUGAUCGCCUGGUUCGGCGUGCUUGUAUUGAUAUACACAUCUUACCAAGCUGUCCGUCUAUGGAUUUCCUGA